AUGGCCGACGUCGACUCGGCGACACGCCUGAGCGAACUGCUCAAACACCCAGAGGACCUCGAGAAGCUCUCGGCGCUCAAGGCGGAAUUCACUCGCAAGAAGGCGGCCGUGGACGGACAACUCCGCCAUGGGCUGAAGGAGCAGCUGGAGCUGACCCAGUCGGGCAUGAACAGCAUCACCGAGGGCCAGCGCACCGUGAACCUGAUCAAGGAAGAGAUGAUGAAGAUAGACAAGCUGUGUGCCGAGGCCCAGAACAUGAUCCAAGACUUCCCGCACAUCAACCUGGUAGCACAGACACACAGGAACUUUGAGGCCGUGGAGAAGAUGCGCAACGACAUCCAGACCUUCGAGGCGCGCCUGGAGCAGCUGGAGACGCUGCUCGCCGAGGACGAUGAGGACCCCAUCAACCAGGAACGUCUGCUGCAGAUCCACUAUGGCCUGACCCAGCUGCGCGACGUCCGCGACGAUGCCAUGGCACAGAUCAAGAGCACCGAAGACGGAUCGACCGAGCUCAUCGACAAUCUGACCCUCGAGAACGGCAUCACUGUGCAGGACCUGUUUACGCGACUCGACGACGUCGUCGAGUGGUUCGACAAGCACAUUGGCGAGACCUGCAUCAACCUGAUCGACCUGGUCCAGUCUGGAAAUGACGGCCUCGUGGUCAGGCUCGCAAUCAUCGUCGAGGAGGAAGAGAAGACGGACAAGAAGGUCAAGGCACUGCAGGAUGCUCAGCGCGAGUACAAGGACCUUGCGUCGCGGUUCCGGUCAAUCAACUCGGGACCCAAAGAGCUGCGCGGCUACAAGGACAAGUUCAUCAAGUCCAUUGAGUAUGUCUGCCAGGCUCAGAUGGACGAGGCGAGAGAGAAGUUCAACGAGGAUCCCGAGAAAAUUGACAAGUACUUCAAAUGGUACUUCAAUCACCUCAACGUAGUCAAGCUGGGUAUGGUGGACCUCAUGCCCAAGAAGUGGAAGAUUCUGCAGACAUACACAAACAUAUAUCACAAGGCCAUGCACGACUUUCUGGUUAGCUUUGCCGACGACGAGACCCUACCGCCACAAUACGUCCUAGCCGUCAUCAAUUGGGUAGACAAGUACUAUGCGAAGAUGGCCAAGCUGGGCUUUGCUGAGGACGAUCUACAACCGCAUGUCAUCGAUAACCGUAGCCAGGAGCUCAUUCGAACAUACCGCUCAGUCAUCGUCAAGGCUGUGGACCAGUACAUGGACCGCAUCAACGAGCAAGACCGCAAGAGCUUCCUCAAUCAGGACAGGGAAGCCUAUGAAAUCAACGCCGACGGCAUUUUCCAGACGAGAUCACUGGGUGAUGUCUGGACACUUUUCAGUCAGAACCUCUCCGUGGCUGCGAGCAGCGACCGCAACGACGUGGCUGAGGGCGUUGUCGACUCCAUGUUCCGCACCCUCAUGAGUCGCCAACGCAUCUGGUCGCAACUCAUCGACGAAGAAAAGGACAAGUACACCGGCCUCAACCCCACCUUGGACGGCGAAACCGUUGCUGUGUUCCAAGAGUGGCUCAUCGCCCUCGCCAACGACCAGAUCAUCUGCAUCGACGACGAAGACGACGUCAACGGCCGUGCAUCCUUUGUCACAGUUUUCGAGCGCGAAGUUGUGCCUCUUGUGUCCCAGCAAUUUGCACUUGAUCGUCUCCCCGCCCAAGUAGACGAGCUGAAGAAUGGAUACAUCGACAUAUCCUCCAAGUGCAUACAGAUUUUCUGUCAACUCAUCUUCCUGACAGAUUUCAAGCCCAUCCUGUCCAAAUUCUUCACACCAGAAUGGUACAACAGGACAGACAUGGCAUCUAUCAUCGCGACAUUCAGAGAUUACCUAAACGACUACUUGGACCAAGUCCACCGCUCCCUCCGAGAUCUUGUCAUCGACAGUCUCGCCGACGAACUUCUCAUCCAAUACCUCUCCGCUGUACGCAAUAAGUCUGUAAAGUUCCGUCGCACAGAUCAGUUCGCUGCAAAGAUGAAAGACGACCUCAUAACCGCCUUCGACUUUUUCCGCGAAUUCGGUCCCCAGGGCGCAGAAAUCCUGCAGCGUUGGCGCGCUGUCGAGUACUUCUUGAAACUGCUUGAGAGCGACAAGACACAAGUUCCGUUUGCGUAUGAGGAGUUCAAGUACAACUAUAAAGAUGUGCAUAUCAGUUGGGUAGAGGCGGUGCUGAGGGCGAGGGAUGAUUUCGAGAGGGGCAUGUUGAACGCGGUUAAGCAGAAGGCGGCGGAAACGGUAGGCGAUGAAGCGCCGGAUGAUCCGAUCAUGGGGAGGGUGAGAUAG
Parastagonospora nodorum SN15 is the source of this 2292-nucleotide messenger RNA. RefSeq lists its product as hypothetical. Gene Ontology annotation, molecular function: SNARE binding. Gene Ontology annotation, cellular component: exocyst. Bases 1 to 2292 code for a protein of 763 amino acids. Gene Ontology annotation, biological process: exocyst localization; exocytosis. The transcript has a single exon. The record is from RefSeq and is a predicted model, not a curated record. Lineage: Eukaryota; Fungi; Ascomycota; Dothideomycetes; Pleosporales; Phaeosphaeriaceae.